Mya arenaria is the source of this 7191-nucleotide messenger RNA. RefSeq names its product spermine oxidase-like. The transcript has 5 exons. Gene Ontology annotation, molecular function: polyamine oxidase activity. The record is from RefSeq and is a predicted model, not a curated record. The coding region runs from base 208 to 1659 and encodes 483 amino acids. Lineage: Eukaryota; Metazoa; Mollusca; Bivalvia; Myida; Myidae.
AUCGACGAGAAGCUUGUUUAGUUGUUAUGUAUACAGUGACAGAGUCAAUGUAAAUUACCCAAAGAGAGUGGUUGAAAUUUUAAAAAGAAUCUAACAACAACAAACGUGUCCAUCAUACAUUUGGAUAGAGGUUUUCAUUCAUGAUUUUGUGAUAUUUGCUUCGUAUAUAACACAGGAAGGUCACGAUUGUGAAGUACAUCAGACAAAAUGGCCACCGACGUGCACGAAAGCAUUAAUAAGACAAAAGUUCUAAUUAUUGGUGCUGGAAUAUCCGGGAUAUCUGCUGCAGAAUUUAUGGCAAAGAAUGGAUUUACCGAUUUUAAAAUCCUCGAAGCAUCAAACCGGACUGGCGGUAGAAUAUGGACAUACGAACUUGAUGGCAAGGGCAUCAAUGUUGAAAUGGGAGCCAACUGGAUCCAUGGAAUUGAACGUAACCCCAUCUUUCAAAUUGCCGACAGUAAUGGCCUCCUCCAGUUGCGAUACAAGGACAAGGGCCUUCGACACAAAAAUGUGUUCUUGACAGAAACAGGACAAGAAGUGAACCAGAAAACUGUAAAAGACGUGGACUUCAGUUAUGGACUGUUGAUUCAACAGUGUGAAGAGUUCUAUCAAAUGGAUCUGUACGCUCCGUACGACAGCGUUGGCGAAUAUAUGCACUAUGAAAUUGAAGAGAAGUUGGAGAACUUAUCAGACGAUGAGCGAAAGUUGCGUGAAAUGAUCUUCGAUCAGCAUUUGAAGCAGGAGACGGUGGUUUCGGGAUGUAAUGACCUUAAUGAUGUGUCCUUGGGAGAGUUUGGUUGUUACGAAGAGCUGCCAGGUGUCCACUAUACAAUUCCGCCAGGUUUUCAGUCGGUCCUAGACAUCCUGCUAAACCAAGUGCCUGAAAACAAUAUACUUUUGGAACACUCCGUUAAAUGCAUUCAUUGGGGCAACAAUGAGAAUGACGGUCGUGUGCUAGUAGAGUGUGAAAAUGGUAAGAAAUUCAGUGCGGAACAUGUGAUCGUGACUUGUUCACUCGGUGUGCUCAAAGCGUCUUGUGAUAGGAUGUUUGAACCACCACUUCCUAAGGAGAAAAAGGAGUCUAUUGAGAAGUUGGGAUUUGGCAUUGUGGAUCGAUUGAAUUUGUAUUUUGAUGAGCCAAUAGUGGACGCAGACAUUUUCAGAGUGGAACUGCUUUGGGACGACCACCAAUACAAGGACAACGUGAGAAAUCCAACCGACCUUGCCACGUCAUGGUUCAGGAAAAUCUACUCUUUUGAGGCGGUGCACAGUAACGUAAUUUCAGCCUGGGUGUGUGGAAAGGAGGCCCUAUACAUGGAGUCCCUCUCUGAGGACCAGAUUGCGUCUGACAUACGGGAUGUGCUGCAGAAGUUCCUGAAGAAAGACAUUCCGGCACCCUCAAGGGUCAUACGGACACGAUGGGGAAACAGUAAGAACACACGAGGCUCAUACUGCUUCAUCAAGGUCGGGGCCUCUGUCAGCGACGUGGAGACCCUGGGACAACCCCUCAAUAAUGCACAGGGGCAGCCUGUAGUACAGUUCGCUGGCGAGGCUACCCACCCCUCGUUUUACUCCACGACCCAUGGCGCGCUGUUGACGGGCCACCGAGAGGCAAAACGCAUUCUGGACUUAUACAAAGUACCUUACGCCAAGGAAUGAUGACAGUUUCUUCUAGAGAACUUUAGAACCACUCUUGACGAUAUAACAUGUGUUAUUGUUUGUAUCGCAGCCAAGUGGCUUAUCAGAUUAUGAUGUUAUAAUGCUUUGAAGUCGUUCUGACUUUCUAUUGGCAAAAUGUACACUUUGGUGUCUUUCCCGCGUGAGAAUCAUUUCCAUAAUAAAUGGUAUUAUUAUAUUGUUAUUAUUUGAUAUGAAAUGAAUUUUAAAUGCGAUUUUAAAGAUAUGAUAUUAGAUCUGUUGAUGCUGUGCAAAUAUCAUUUAAAACUUGUUUGAUGUGCAUAAAUAUUAUUACUCUGUGUAUUUCUAUAAAUGUACUGAUUUAUAAUCUGUCAUUAUAUUUAUCCGAAAACUUUUCUUCUAUGUGGUUAAGAUAACUAAGAUAUAUAUAUAUAUAUAUAUUGAUUGUAGCAAAAAACAACCUUUAAGCAUAUUUUCUUCUAAGCUAUUAAUCUGGUUGGCAGGGUUUUCUCGUGAUUUAAGAUGGUGCCAUCUUUGAUUGUAGUACAAAUGUAUUAUAUAUUGCCCAUCUUACCAUCUUUGAUGAGAAAGAAGGCCAAGGAUUCAUUUCUUUUAUAUUUAGAGACUGAUUAGGAGUAGCAGGUAAAUAAAAGAAGAAGUCUGGAGUAAAUUCUUAUGUGUACAUGUAGUUUAAGUUAAAGUUGUUUCUCAUGAUAAUCAUUUAAUUAUCCACUUUAACAUGCAUAGUCCAAACACAGUCCGGAUUUCUUCUAUUUUGCAGCUUAAUAUGUGAUUUCUUGUACAUAUCAGAAAUUACACUGCUAAUGAAUGAACUCCAUGAUGUUUCCCACAACAUCUGUGUCAUUCAAGAACUGCUUUCUUUCACAUUUGUUGACUGUUUUUUCUAAAACAUAUAUUCUGGGAUAUGUAAUGUUUGAUAGAAAAGCCAGGGUUCUAUAUUGUUUUGAAUACAAUUAUUGUAUCUGUUUAAACAUAGAUUAUUAUAAAAAAAAUAUCAUUAAGUUACAUUUGCCAGAAAAUAAUUUAGUAAUUUUUUGUCGUGUAUUUCACAAGUGAUUAGUAACUAGUUGAUACUGUUUUUUUUUGUAAAUUGUUAUAACUUAAAGCUGCACUCUCACAGAUUGACAGUUUUCACAUUUUUUUAAGGUUUUGUCUGGCUGAUUUUGGUGUCAAUGCCUUCAAUCAGUCAUAUAAGAUAACCUACUCAAGAACAGAUCUCAAUUGUUUUGGAAUUUUCAUUUUUCUUAUAGCGUUAGUAAUGCUUUUAGCCAUAAAAUAUCAUUUUUUGAACAUAAAUAUGAACAACUGCGAUUUUUUUGUUUGUUAGCAGUCUUAUAUCACUGGUUUCUAGACAUUAGACAAAUAUUGGCUUAUUCAAAGACAACAAAUAUAAAAAGUCGUCAAAACUGUCAAUCUGUGAGAGUGCAGCUUUAAUGUGUCCUACGUACAAACAAGCACAAAUUGGCAAAAAUGUUGAAGUUGGAUACCUAGUGACCCCAUGUCAUUUAGAUAUCAUUUAAAAGGGUUGUGUGUACUGUUUACUGAAAUGCAAAAUAAGUGACCGAAAAUACAUAACAGAUAAAUUAUGGCUGUUUGUAUUUUUGUUCUCUGUUUUGAAAAAGGAAGUGGAAUGAGUAAUGUUUCAAGGUCAACUAGAAUAUUUGCAAUAUUUUUAUCAGUGUACUAUUAACAAUCUUUCUGUGCACAUUAAACCCUUUCAAAUGACAGCCCAAUAAUGUUGGGAUACCGAGGCAUCAACAUUUUACAUUUGAUUCUCAUGGUAUGAAAUGUGAACAUCCAAAUUCCCAUUGAAUCAUGCUUGAAUUGUCACUUAGUAUGAACAUAUUUUGUAGCAAAUGUGAAUUUUAUAGGUGAAAAAUUAAGAUAUAAAAACUAACACAGGGUGAAUGUAUGCUGUCAUGACCGUAAAACAUUAAAAGUGCAGAGCAAAGUCUUGGUCUAGUAAAGCCUGAGAUUGAUCUUAAUAGUGGAGCAGUCAAUUGUAACCACGCCCACCCUAGGUCCAGGGUAUAGUAAAAUCCCCGCCGAAUGCCCACGCACCCUAGGAACAGCCUAGGUAAGGCCUAUCCCCCGCUAUUUUUGGCUCGAAAACAAAACCACCGCAUCCACUUGGCACUGCGGGCAACCUGAAAGGUAAAAACAUGGCCCAUUUCCCCCACUAUCCCCCUGGACUUGGGGUUGCCGUGGUUACAAUUGCCUUGUGCAUAAUUAUGAUGGCAUUACCCUAUGCAUUUUUCAUGUACAAUGUUGGUUAUAUUGUUCAGGUAAGAGUAAAUCGAGGGGUGAAAGCGAAAAGGUUCUAUCUGCUUCUUUAUUUAAUGUCACUUAGAACCUUUUCGCUUUCACCCCUCGAAAUGUUUUUGUAUCUUUACAGCAAGAUUUGUUCUUAUCAAGGACCUAUAUUGUGGAUAAAACAUGUCAGUCCAAGUGUGAGUAACUGAACAGCUCAUUAGGUUUAUCUGUAAAUAUUGGUAUUUUAUCAUUAUUUAUUAAUGUCAUGUAAGCAUGAAAAGCUGCAUUACAACAUUUGCUUCAGCAAACCUUUUUUAACUAUUCGCGUCAAGUAUUGAUAUUUGGAAGUAAAACCUUAAAAUUGAUAUGCAUGGCACAUAUUGAUAUUUUUCAUACAUAAUUUUUUCUAUCAAAAUAAUAAGUUUAAAGAAUGCCCUUUUAUUCAUAGAAUAACAUGAAUGGUCAAUCAUGAUAUCAAAAUGAUGACCACUCACCAAGCUUUCUAUAUACAAAAAGUAUGGCGUUAUUUCAUGACUGUGGUGUUAUUUCAUGAUCUUGAUGUUAUUUCAUGAUUGGGAUGUUAUUUCAUGAUUGUGACGUUAUUUCAUGAUCGUGCCGUUAUUUCAUACUUGUGACGUUAUUUCAUGAUUGUGACGUUAUUUCAUGAUUGUGACAUUAUUUCAUGAUCGUGACGUUAUUUCAUGAUUGUGAUGUUAUUUAAGGAAUGAAUUGCGGGCUUGAUGUCAUUAUCGGGGUAUGAACGCAAUUGGGCUGGUCAAAAUGUGUGGAGUCCGAAGGACUCCACGAGUACUUUGACCAGCCCAAUUGAUUGAUGAACGCAAUUGCCGGAUUGACGUUCAUUUAAGGAAUGGAAGUUGAGGUGUAAAUAUUUCAUGAUUGUGACGUUAUUUCAUGAUCGUGAUGAUAUAUUUCAUGAUUGUGAUGACAUCUAGGAUAUGAAUAAAUUUAUCAUUGUGCUAAACCAAGGACACAAUGCAGAAAGUUAUAAAUGGCAAUUUUUUUUUGUUUUUAUCACAAUAUAAGAGCUGUAACAUUUUAAGAAAGUCUGCAGAAACAUUCAUUAUUCAUUAUUAAGCUGCAGAUUUGUGCUUGUGUUAAUGUUUUCUUACACCAUUUAUUUGUGUAAAAAUGAUUAUGCAAUGGUCAAGUGCAUCCAGUAUACACAUAAAAUAGGCUGAUGACAUUUCGACCAUAUGAAUAUCAGAGUUUACCUGCCACCACCCAUUGCUUUGCAUCAGUGUACAUAUUCCAUUGAUUUGUGCAUUAACGAAUACAUGCAUGUUGAAAAAAACUCAUGUAUAUGGUUUAAAGCUGAAAAUUUGCAAUAUCUGUGUGUCUUAAUUUUUUUGUGGAUUUUUCAGAAAGCUUAAUUUCACUGAAAGAUUCAUUCGUGAUUUGCUUUGUUUCUGAUUGAACUUCUGAUUUAUAUGCAUCAUUUAAUACUGUAGGCAUAUUGUGUGUUUCAUUAAUUUUUUUCAUUUACAUCAGGAUUUAUGAAAUAUGCAUCAAGUGCUAAAAUGUUUUUCACAGCCUUUUAUUAGCACUACUAUGAACAUUUUUAUGAAGAAUGAAUUUUAUAUUGAUAUAAUUUUUGUUGUUGCAUCAUAAUAUCGGAUUAAGUUCGUAAUAAUAUGUGUAGGUAGUGUGUCCUGGUAUUAAUUAACGUCUGUGUGUAUUCACAGUUAAACUGCGACAAGCCGGGAUUGUAGUUAUUUUUCGAACAUCAUUUUUUCUGUUUUUAGCUUCGUGUCAAAUAUGUUUUACAUAUAAGAACUGUAAAUAAACUCAAGUAUGUCUAACUGAACUAAACAUGUCACGCCAUAGGCCCUCUCAUUCUGUUUGUAAUUACUGAAAAUGAUGACGUGAUAUUGCCCACUUAUUUCCUGGUUAAGAUGAGACCUAUUUCUGUGUGUCGUGGUUUAUUUUGGAGGACGAAAGGAAGCACAACUUGCCACUUCCCGAUGGGUUUUUGUCAGGAAUAUUUAACAUGAAUAUUGGUGUUUGAUGUGAUGUUGUUGUUUUCCUUAGUUUACAUCUCCCCUCUAGCAGGGCUAGCUUUUCUAAGCCACUAUAGUCAAAUCUUUAACUCAUUCAUCAAUCUCAUCUUAUUUAUGGUUUGAAAAUUAUUUUAAGGGCAGAACCCAUCACAGUUGCUACUCCUGCUUGUAUAUUGAGUUACAGCUGUUGAGUGCCGAGUCCUUGAUUCAUGUAAUGAGUGCUUGUCCAAUUAUAUGGCUUUUUUAAGUAUUGUCAUGGUUCAGAUGUUCCUUAGUUCAUGAAUGAUAUUCAAUAUAUGUCUUUAAUUCUAUUUUUCAGGGAUUCAUUAGUCCAGCAUUAAUCCUGAAGUAAGGAUUGGGAUCUAUAAGUUAAAGACUAUUGUACAGUUGUAAUGAUUGGUCAUUUGCCUCAAAAACAGUAGCAGGUACCAUAAAAUGGAUAAAAAUGGCUUUUGAAACAAUUUCAAAAGGGGUCUUAGCCCCUUUCCCCUUCUCUUGGUAUGAAUCUAUCACACUCCAGCAUACCCGGCUAUUUGUCAAGAUUUUCCAGUUAUCAGCUGUUAAAAAAUCCUGAUUUUUAGAAUUUAGACAUAAUCUGAUCUAGUCCUUACUAGACGUACACAUAUUUUGGAAGCUAUUUAUUUUUUUACGCAUUUUUGUGUUUUGUAGCAAGCAUGCGUCUGAAGUGUAUAUUAGCUCCUAAAACUUGAAGAUUCCUUUAAACGAAAGAAUUCCAUAUAUGUGCAUAACUCACAACCUAAAUCAAGAAUAAAUCCCAGAAUUCCACUAAAAAUGUGCUGUCAAAGUGUAUGUAGUAGAAGUGUGUAUGAUGUACCUCAUUUAUAAUCCAGAAGUUUCCUUUCAACAAAAUGUUUUAAUCAUUUUAAUGUUUGUUUUACUCUCUUAAGAAGUAUAGUUUUGACAUUCAUGUUGCAUAUAUGUUUUUAAUGCAUGUAUAUAUUAUGGAUACAUGCAUAUUGGUGGAUGUCUACGUCUUUGUGUUUAUAUAACAUACAAAAAAAAAAUGUGUAUAGAAAAUAUUUAUCUUUGUUUUGUUGAUACAUUGAACAUUAUUUUAGGGAGUUUUAUUUGUUGCAUAUGCGUAGAAUAUGUUGACGGGACGGAUAGAGAAAUGUUUAGUCUAUGAAGGUAUAGUUUUACAUUACUAAUAUCCUAUGUGUGUAACUCUGACUGCGUUUUAAACAUGUUGUACUAUUAUAAUUGGAUAGACAUCAGAAAAUAAACCAUAUACAUAACAAGA